AUGUCACGGUUGGCUGAUUAUUUUGUUAUUGUUGGGUACGAUCACAGUAAAGAAAGAAGUGGAGUAAGCAAUGGUGUUAUAUUACAAAGAUUUCCAAACACAGACUGGAGUGACACUCCAUUCAUUGAAGGAAUUGAAUUGGUUGGUAUUUUACAAUUUAUAUGUUGGGCACUGUCUACCGAAAGACAAGAGCCAAAAUUUUUUGUGUCAGUUUUAACUGAUAUUGAUGCCAACCGACAUUACUGUGCAUGCCUUUGUUUUAAUGAAACAGUAUCUAUAACUCCGAGUAAACCUGUUGAUGAAGAAGAAGAUGCACUUGAAAAUGAAAGUGGAGAAAGGCUUGGAAGUUUAGGAAGAACAUCCAUUUUACCAAUUUCACAUUACAGCAUUAUGUAUGCUCCUAAAUGUUUAGUUUUAGUUUCAAGAUUAGAUUACAUUGAUACUUUUAGGAGUUGCUUAGGCUUGAUUUACACAGUAUGUAUUGAAAAUAUUAAUGUUCCUUUGGAAACUUUAGUGGGAAAUAUAUUAGGAUGUAUUCAAGUUCCUCCACCAGGAGGACCACAAGUCAGAUUUAGUAUAGGAGCUGGUGAUAGACAAGCAUUGCAGCCUCCACUGUCUCCGUCUCUUCCUGUAACUCAUACUUCUGUUAAUCUGUUGUUUCAACAAUUAGGUAUAAGAAAUGUACUAGUUUUAUUUUGUGCCAUUAUGACAGAACAUAAAAUUUUAUUUCAUUCAAAAAGUUAUACACGUCUGACUGAAGGGAGUAGAGCUCUUACAGCUCUCAUGUAUCCAUUUAAAUAUACUCAUGUAUAUAUUCCGUUAUUACCUGCUGCUCUUCUUGAAGUUAUAUCAACUCCUACUCCAUUUAUUAUGGGAAUUCACAGCUCUCUUAAACCUGAAAUAUCAGAUUUGAUGGAUGUUAUUGUGGCGGAUUUAGAUGGCGGAUCUAUUCAACUUCCUGACAGGGUUUCUUUACCUUUGUUACCAGAACCCUUUCUUUCGCAAACGCAAGAGAGUUUGUCCCUUGUUCUCCAACCGGAAUUAAGCUGGGCGGAUCAUGCUUUCCCUCCUCUGGCAAUGAGGGAAACACAACCAGCACUCUUAGAUAAAGAAAUACGUGCCGUAUUUAUGAGAACUUUUGCACAAUUAUUUCAAGGAUAUCGCAGUUGUCUGACAAUUAUUAGAAUAUAUCCAAAACCAGUUAUAACAUUUCACAAGUUGUUUUAUCAAUCGUUAAUUGACUGUGAAUUUACUACUCGAGUACUUGAUUGCAUGUUUUUCACUGGUUUUGUUUCUGAAAGAGGACCCCCUUGGCGACCUUGCGAUGUUUGGGACGAGCUGUACAAUAAUAUUGGUGAAUUACUCAAAAUCGAAACGCAAGAUCCGAAAAAACUUUUAAAUCAUAUUCAGGAAUUAGGUCAACAAUUAUACGUCAACGAAAAUCCGAAUCAUCAGCCGUACGUUCAAAAAAUUCUUAAACCUCCAGAAGGAGCUUUUACGAGAAUUCAUCAUCCACCCUUACCUCAAUUGGAUUAUGCAAAAGUUCAAGCGAUAAUAGAUGAAGGAAUGAUUAAGAACAAUUUAAAAGCAAGGUUAUCUUCUUUACGGCCUGCACAACCGAGAAUAGUCCCGAACGGUCCGCACAUAUCUACCAUAUCCGAUAAUCGCCCUGGUAUUUCCGAUUCAGCACGCCGACUCGAAGUUUUAAAGAAUUGCAUCAACUGCAUAUUCGAAAACAAAAUUUCAGACGCUAGAAAAACAUUUCCAGCUGUUGGUAGAGCGCUUAAAAGUAAAGCUGCUAGGUUGGCUUUGUGUUCAGAGCUUUCACAACAUGUUGUUGGAAAUAAAGCUAUGUUAGAGCAUCAACAAUUUGAUUUAGUAGUUCGUUUAAUGAAUUGUGCUCUUCAGGACGAUUCAGCUAUGGAUGAACACGGAGUGGCAGCUGCUCUAUUACCAUUAUCAACGGCUUUUUGUCGAAAAUUAUGUACUGGUGUUAUUCAAUUUGCAUAUACCUGCAUUCAGGAACAUCCUGUUUGGCAAAAUCAACAGUUUUGGGAAUCAGCUUUUUACCAAGACGUUCAAAGAGACAUUAAAGCCCUGUACUUGCCUAGAAUGGAAAUAAAUUCUUUGCCACCAAGUAGCCCGAGAGAUUCAAGAGAGUUUCCUUUUAGAAACUACAGUCGUAUACAAGAACCCAGCGCCCUAGAAAUAGCUGCUGAGCAAAUGCGGUUGUGGAACGCAUACACUCCAGAAAAACAGCAAGAGCUUGUUUGCAGCGAAGAGUCAACUUUAUACAGUCAAGCUAUUCAUUACGCGAAUAGAAUGGUUUAUUUGUUGGUACCCUUGGAUAUAGCAAGCCGAGCACAUAAACAAGAAUCUAAUUUAGACGAAGAACGCACAAGUAAUUGCAACACCAAUAGCGUUGCAGAAAGUGAUAGUGCAGAUGCAGAAUCAGGUUUCGAAGAGGCUGAUCCCGGGGAAACUGGAGCAGCAGUCAUUCGCACGGUAUCAAGAUUCGUAGAUAAAGUUUGUACGGAAGGUGGAGUGAGUUACGAACAUGUUAGAGCUCUGCAUUUAAUGAUACCCGGCGUCGUUCACAUGCACAUCGAAACUUUAGAUGCUGUUUAUAAAGAAUCAAAAAGAUUAUUACCAAUACAAAAACCAAAGAUUUUAACUCCAACCAUGCUGCCGGGUGAAGAUUUAGUAAUGGAAGGUUUAAGAGUGUAUAUGUUGGCUGAUGGUAGAGAUGAGGUCACCGGGGGUACUUUUGGAGGACCUCCAUUAUUACCGGCGGAAGGUGCCAUUUUUUUAACUAAUUAUAGGAUUAUAUUUAAAGGAACACCUUGUGACCCUUUUGCUUGUGAACAAUUAAUUGUCCGCGCUUUUCCGGUUACUUCAUUGACGAAAGAAAAACGAGUGAACAAUGCUCAAUAUUUACCUCAUCUAGAGCAAUGGCUUAAUGAAGGCCUUCAGUUGAGGUCCUGUACUUUCCAGCUAUUGAAAUUAGCAUUUGACGAAGAAGUUACGCAAGAAAGUAUAGAAAGCUUUAGAAAAAUGCUUCAAAAAGUUCGCCAUCCUCCUGACAUUUUUCAUUAUUUCGCUUUUAUCGGUCAGGUUGUGGUAUCUCAAACUCCUCUUCAUAAAGGAAAAGAAAAAAAUGUUACUCUUAAGGGUUUUGCAAAGAAAACUUUAUUGAAAACUGCUAGGAAAGCUGGAUUCAAACCGAAAACGUCUUCGAAAAGGCAAAAAUACGUUUUUCCAAACUUGAGCAGUCAAAAAUAUUUAACUUCUCCCGGAAGGAUGAUUGACGAAUUUGAAUCGACGGCUUCUGUAAGUAUACCACCUCAAGCUACGGAUGCUAAAACUUUGGAAAGGUUGUCAGAAAGAAGCUACGUAAGAGAUUGGCAUCGUUUGGGGUUGACUAACGACGCAUCUUUUAAUUCAAAAACACAAAAACAUGAUUUAUUUAGAAUUACAUCCGUAAACGCUGGGUAUCUUAUGUGUCGAAGUUAUCCCGCUUUACUCGUGGUUCCCGCUGCAAUCGAAGAUAAUUCUCUUCGUCGGAUUUGUCAAUGUUAUAGGCAUAAUAGAUUUCCCGUUGUAACUUGGAGACAUCCGCGAACUAAAGCUUUACUCGUUCGAGCUGCCAGGUCUUAUGGUAAAAGCGUAAUGGGAAUGUUAAAAGGCCAUCCCACGGCUACAGUCGCUACGUCUGACACUGCAUCGUCUAUUGAACAAGAAAAAUAUCUCAUGGAAUUGGUAGCUGCAACUCCUCUUUCCGUUGUACGUCAAGGAGGGACUUGGGGAAUGUCGGAUAGUAACCUGAGUAUAGAUUCUUUAGUUUUAGCUGCAGACGAUCAUUUGCAAACGAGCCUAACAACUCCUGAAAGUAAUAGAAGAAAUCGUCGUCAAAGCAGUUCUCAAGCUUCUUUAGCAAGUGUAAAUGCGGGAACGAGGCCUCUUCAAAGAUUAUCCGGUGAUAGUGAUUCUGGAACUGAUAGCGUGCAAAUAUUUCAAAGAUCUCCUUUAUAUAUAUUGGGAGAGAAAACCCAAACGAAGGGCGUUAAAACUGAAUCAAAUUUAAAGACUGAUUUUAUUCCCUUGGAUUAUUAUGAUAUUAGGAGUACUAAGGCUGCUUUUAAAAAAAUUAUGAGAGCUUGCAUUCCAUCUUCCGUCAGCCCUGAACCGGAGCAAACUUUUUUAAAGUUAGUCGAAAGUUCAGAAUGGCUACUACAAAUUAAAAGUAUAAUGCAAAUUUCCGGAACCGUCGUCGAUUUAAUAGACAUGCAAGGUUCUUCUGUUUUGCUGUCUUUGGAAGAUGGGUGGGAUAUAACGUCACAGAUUUCUUCAGUUGCACAACUUUGUUUGGAUCCUUACUAUCGAACGAUCGACGGAUUUAGAGUUCUCAUUGAAAAAGAAUGGCUGGCUUUUGGAUAUAGAUUUUCUCAUCGGUCCAAUUUGUCUACGAAUUCUCCCGCGAGCGGAUUCGCUCCGACUUUCAUCCAAUUUUUGGAUGUCGUGCAUCAAAUUCAAAAACAAUUUCCGUUAGCCUUUGAAUUCAAUGAUUUUUAUUUAAGGUUUUUAGCAUAUCAUUCAGUCUCCUGCAGAUUUCGGACUUUUCUCUUAGAUUGCGAAUGCGAAAGGGUCGAAUGUGGCAUAACGGCUGUGGAAGAUAAACGCGGUAGUUUACCUACUCAUCAUAAAGGGGUAGACACUUGCGGUUCGGAUGAUGAAAGUAUUUAUCCGGGAGGUAGACUUGCAGGAACGAGUCAGGGGCCUAAUUUGGGACAAUCAAUUUUUGAUUACAUUGAAAAACAACACAUGAGAUUACCAAUAUUUUACAAUUUUAUGUAUACACCUGACAACGAAAAUUCCGUUUUGAGACCGUCAUCGCAUAUUCCAAAAUUAGAAAUUUGGGGUUAUUAUUUAAACGAAGAAUUGGCACAUGGACCCCCGUACGAUCUCGAAAUUGUUCAAAUGGAUUAUCUUCAAGAUGAUGAAACGGAGCCCAAUGAAGUGGGAAUGAAAUCUUUGAGAAAAACCGUCAUUGCUGGGUACGAUACCGUAGAAAAAAAUGUACCCGAAGCAUUUUCUCAGGUACUGGAAGAAAUAUACAGGCUGGAAACUGAAUUAGGUCAUUUACCUCAAAAGUGGAAAGUUCUUUGGGAUAAAUUAGAAAUACCGUCUACCGAUUCCCUCGUUAGACACUCUUCCUUUAAUACUCAAUUGGUACGAUAUCACGGACGUUUAUUGCACAAAAGGUCUACCCUCGAAAUACUUUUGAGAGGAAAAAUCGAAGGAGCAACGGAAAUGUCUUAUGCUUAUUCGCAUCCUCAUAGAUUUGAAAAAUAUAAUUAUACUACACCCACUUCGUGCGAUGCUUGUCCAAAUGUUUUUUGGGGUCCUUUUAAGACUGGAGUGAGAUGCGUAGAUUGCGGAUAUAGUUGCCACGAAAAAUGUGCGGAAAACGUACCCAAAAAUUGUACAAAAUAUAAGGCCAUAGAGGGCAAUCAAACUCAAACAUUAACAAGAAGCGGUCACACAAAUUCAGUUAAUUCUAAUGUAACGACUCUUCAGGCAUCCAGUCAUCAAUAUUACGAACAAUUUAGUUCCAACGUGGCGGAAAAUAGAACUCACGAGGGGUAUUUGUAUAAAAGGGGAGCUCUUUUGAAAGGAUGGAAACAAAGAUGGUUUGUUUUGGAUUCUAUAAAGCAUCAAUUGAGAUAUUAUGAUGCAGUCGAAGAUUCACACUGUAAAGGAUACAUUGAUUUAGGUGAAGUAGUAUCCGUCAUAUCAGCCACUCCAGGUCCAGGUACUCCGAAAAAAGCAGAUGAAAAAGCUUUCUUUGAUUUGAGGACUUGUAGGCGAACUUAUAAUUUUUGUGCAAACGAUGCUUCUACCGCUCAAGAAUGGAUUGAUAAAAUACAAGCCUGUCUUCAGUAA
This is a messenger RNA of Pediculus humanus corporis (human body louse), 5943 nucleotides long. Its product is annotated as SET-binding factor, putative. NCBI's taxonomy places the organism in Eukaryota, Metazoa, Arthropoda, Insecta, Psocodea, Pediculidae. Bases 1 to 5943 code for a protein of 1980 amino acids. The transcript is spliced from 33 exons. The record is from RefSeq and is a predicted model, not a curated record.